AUGUCUCUCUCAAGAGUUCUUUCCCAAUUCUUUUGGAUCGCCCGGCCGUCAUUCGAGCCAAGAGACCUCGCCGACCAAACAGGCCGGGUUUGCGUCUUGACCGGAGGCUAUAGCGGUAUAGGGUUGCAGCUGUGUUGCAUGCUCCUGCAAGCGAACAUGACCGUCUUCGUCGCAGGCCGCGACACCGAGAAAGCCGAGCGGCAGAUACGAGCCGCCAUGGCCGAGUUUCCACACUGCCGGGCCCAGCCCCACAUCGUUAAGCUUGAUCUUGCCGACUUGGAUGACGUGAGGAGGGCUGCCUCGGACAUCUUGGCUGCAACAGAUCGGGUGGAUGUGCUAGUCAACAACGCUGGCGUGUACUCUACCACUUCUAUCGGGCUUACCGCACAGGGCCAUGAGCUUCACAUGGGGGUCAACUGCCUCGGUCCACAUCUGCUCACCCAGCUUCUCCUGCCAAGGAUGAAAGAGACGGCGGCCAAAGCGCCCAAGGAUUCAGUCCGCAUCCUGUGGGCUGCUUCUAUCGCCGUCGACACCCUUGCUUCCGAAGCCGGCGUCGACUUCGACCAGACCGGCCGCCCUGCCAUUUCCGAGGACAGGCGCGCCGACUACGGCCAGAGCAAGGCUGCAAAUGUCUUCCUGGCGCACGAGACAGGUAAACAGUGCGCUGAGAGCGGCAUCAUCAGUCUGCCAUUCAAUCCAGGCAAUUGCGAUUCGGAGAUUCACCGUGGCAUUCGUGAACAAGUGCUUGGUAUCCUUCGCUGGACAAUCCUCUACCAUCCCAAAAUGGGUGCGCUGACAGAGCUCUACGCCGGUUGGUCUCCUGAUAUUACCAAUGAAGAUGGUCCAACAUACAUCAUCCCAUGGGGACGCCGAGGCUCCCUGAAGCCCUCUAUGCAAAGGUCAAUGGCCGAUGCUUUGGAUGGUGGCACCGGAACCUCCCAGAAGUUCUGGCAAUGGUGUAUGACCCAGGUCGUCAUUCUCAAUAACCUUUUCCAUAUAAGUGGGCUCCUCAAGGAACCUUUGUAUCAAACCAUCCUCGAGAAUUAUCAUGACUGCCCCGGUGAUUGUCGUAUCUCGCCAGCAGCUUCAACAACUGCCGGUCGUGCUGCUGCUCUCCACCUUCAUUUCUCUACUCCUCUUAGCAUGCUACAACCUACUCUUUCACCCGCUGAGGCGCGUGCCCGGACCUUUGCUAGCCCGAUGCUCGCCAGACCUGUUGUUCGGAUCGCUCCCAAUGAACUCUCGUUUGCAACAGUCGAGGCACACGACGACAUUCACACCCCGCGCGGGUCCCAAAGCCUCCUCAAGGCAGACACGAUCGAAAGUAUCAUGGGAGACAUCGUGUGGCCUGCCAAGAAUCUACUUACCACGCACCAGCCGGCCGAGCACAAGCGGUUGCGCAACGCACUCGCCCCAGCCUUCACAGCCUCGGCGCUUGUCGAGCAGGAAGCCAUACAGCAGGCUCACGUUGACCGCAUGAUCCACCGAGUGUGCCAUGAACUGAAGAGCCACGCCUCGCCAUUGGACCUGACUGAGCACUUGUCUCGCUGUGUAUGGGACAUAGUGGGCGAGCUAUCAUUUGGCGAGUCUCUAUCAGUGGAUCAAAAAAAUGCCUUUGAAUCUCUCAAGGUCGGAUUCUGCAGACUUGCGCCGAUUCUCGAGCUGGUGCAAUACAUAAUCGGUAUGCCUGUGGUCGGCACCGUAACGAAAGUCGCCAUCCAGGUUGCAGGCCAUGGUUUCCGGAUCCCAAACACCAUCAUCACAAAGAGCAAGAUUGGAGAAUACGUCGACCGCCAAUAUGUCCGCAAGAACUUCCUCACGGCCAUCAUGUCCGCGCAGACAAAAUGCCUCCUCUCCAACACCGAGCUCCUCAGCAACUCUGCCCUCCUCGUCAUGGUCGGCUACGACACAACAGCGACAUCCCUCGCGGCCAUCUUCCACCUCCUCUUGCGCCACCCUGCCUCGCUCGCACGCCUGCAACACGAGCUUCGCGCUGCCUACGCCCGGCCCGCCGAUAUCACGGCCCACUCGACCAAAGCCCUGCCUUUCCUCAACGGCUGCAUCCAGGAAGCCAUGCGGCUGUUCCCGCCGGCGAAUGGCAAGGGCACGACGCGUAAGACGCCUCCUAGUAGGGUCCCCACCGUCGUCGACGGCGUGACGGUCCCGAGCGGCACCGUCGUGUCGGCGGACAUGUACACGAUUCAGCGCAACCCGGUCUACUGGGCGCGGCCGCACGAAUUUCGGCCGGAGCGCUGGUUGGCGGCGGGUGCUGCUGGGGCUGGUGUCGGCAGCCUUGAUGGUGACGAUGGAGGAGCAGGAGUGCACGGGGAGGACCUCUCCGCGUUCGAGAACGACAGGCGGGCGGCACACCGGCCGUUCCUGGUGGGCCCCCGCGUCUGCGUCGGCCGCUUCGUCGCCACGCAGGCGAUGCGGCUGAUCGUCGCCCACACCGUCUGGCGCUUCGACAUGCAGCGCCCGGCCGGCGACGAAUUCGACUGGACGCGCGAUGCCGAGAGCUCGUAUCUAUGGCUGGGGUACCGGGUGCAAGCCAAUAUCGCGGUGAAGAGUGGGUAG
Molecule: messenger RNA, 2574 nt
Organism: Diplodia corticola
Lineage: Eukaryota; Fungi; Ascomycota; Dothideomycetes; Botryosphaeriales; Botryosphaeriaceae
Product: short-chain dehydrogenase
Exons: 11
Coding region: 1-2574 (857 amino acids)
Molecular function (GO): monooxygenase activity; oxidoreductase activity, acting on paired donors, with incorporation or reduction of molecular oxygen; iron ion binding
Source: RefSeq, a predicted model, not a curated record